Molecule: messenger RNA, 973 nt
Organism: Asparagus officinalis (garden asparagus)
Lineage: Eukaryota; Viridiplantae; Streptophyta; Magnoliopsida; Asparagales; Asparagaceae
Exons: 2
Coding region: 472-777 (101 amino acids)
Source: RefSeq, a predicted model, not a curated record
UUUUUUAAUAAAUUAUUCUGUUCUACAUGGUUAUUGAAUAUUGAGGAGUAUUUUGUUCCUAAAUUAGACCUCAUUUUCUUUUCCUACUGAUUUCCUAUGUUAUUGCUGCCUAAAUUAGACCUCAUGUUCUACAUGGUUAUUGAAUAUUGAGGACAAUGUCUCCUCCUUUACUUUCGCUUCAGCAUGCACCUCAAAUAAUAUGAUAUAUUUUCAUAAUGGUAAUUACCCAAAUAAGUAUCCUUAUUAUUUUAAAAAAGUAGUAGUGUGAUAUAUAACACAAUAAUGUGUUAUAUAUUAAUUUUAGGUGAAUAACAAGUUAACGGUUUACACUCAAGAAAGAAAGGAAGAGUGCCUCUGUCAAGUACUAGAGUUAAGACACUCACCACCACCAAUAAGCCUAGCAGCCAAUCUGUGACCUCGACGCGACACUGUGACACGUCAUUUGUCGUGGGUAAGAUUGGAAAAUACUUGAUGAAGAAUGUUGAAAUUCCAUUGGCUUUAAGUUUUCUUCCCACUAUUAAGCACGAGUUAAGUGGUGCACAAACGACUUGGGAUGUCGUUCAGCGACUCAUUGAUUCUCAACCCUUAAAGGACUUGCUUUCGCAGUCUAUAUACGCGGAUAUUAUGGUGUUGGCAUUUGAUGAGUAUGCAGCUGCAAGUGGUGGAGAGUCUAGAGGAGGUACCGUCGUAGGAAGCAGCAGUACGGUACGGCAUUCUGAUGCAGCCGCCACUGAUGAUAGGGAUCACGACGAUAGGGACCACGACUAUGAUGAGUGAGUGAGUAGUGAGUUAGACUUUUUGGUAACUUUUGUGGACUUUUGGAUUGUGUUGAACAUAUUAUGACCUCCUGAUUAUGUGGACUUUUGGAUUGUGUUGAACAUAUUAUGACCUCCUGAUUAUGUAUAUAUGUGAAUUGUUAAAUGUUAAUAUUGUUGGAUGUGAAUCGAUGAAUGUAAAUGUUAAUAUUGUUGGA